GUUUCUUCUCCAUUGUUCCCAAAUUUGACCCAAUCCUCAGAGAUCUUUGUUCUUGAUUCGCGAUUUCCUUUGAAUUUCCCCAGCAUGUCUUCGAAGUCCAUCAACCCUAAGCAAUGGCGGCCCAAUUCUUCCACUAUCAAAGAAUUGGAGCUCACUCUCAUGCUCGAUCUUUUCGGUGACCCAUUUAGGGACCAUCAUUCGGACGCCGUGGGCGUCGUGAGCCAAAUCUCGAACCUCGAACCGCAUUGCUUCCUUGUGAUGCACUGCGAUUCACUCCUAGCUGGAUUUAGAUAACCACUCCAUCCUUCCAUCCAAUGGAUCCACACUACCUGACACGUUCCCCCCGACAAUUCACCGCAAACACCCACAAGUACUUGGCUUCAUACAUUCUUUGCUGCCAUGGUCACCAAAGAACUCCUUCCAUAGACGACGAUUUCCUCAUGUUGAGUAUCGGAGGCCCAUUUCCUUACUUCAGCAUUUACCCUAAAAAACAAUGGCCCAUCUUCACGAACAUGGAGGAGAAGAUUGAGAAAUGGGCCAAAAGAUACUUUGUCAUCAAAUUCCCAGAGCAUAGCCCCCUGGACCUUCCCUUUGAAGUGCUUCGCUCUAGUCUAUCCCGGACUCCUUUCUCCAAAUCGUCUCUUGAUCAAAAGCCCUUCAACGAGAUGAAGGGAGAUACAUCAGUGAUAGAUCAUGAAGAUGUUCACACGGCCAGCCUGUUUCGUUUGGCUAGUUUCCACUUUCCCAGGGAUGACCCCGUUAUACCCCAUUUUAAGGGGAAGCAGAUAGUCGCUGCUAGUGUGACUACAAAGGGUUCCCAAAACACCUAUCCUACGGCAAAGCGGAUAGAGAAAGGUCCUUCAGUUCCUAAAGCUUUGGAAACCACAAUUCCUAAAACCCCUGGAAUUCCUGAAGCUUUCGUAACCCCCCUAGCGGGUGAAGUCUCUUUUCAGGCUGCCACUAUUAAUCCUACUGGUCUGGUUCUUAAGAGACUUACUGGUACAAAAAAGCAUAGCAGUUUGACCCUCUCAUCUUCCUGCAACAGAAAAGGACCUGGGAUACUGUCCCCGGGAUCGCUCCCUCAAAGGAAAAGGUCAAACCACAUCCCCCUAGACGAUGCACAGUCCAAGAAUCCGCUUGAUGCCGAAUUAGGUCCUUCCCCUUCAGGUGUCAAAUUACCCGACUCUGACCAGGUACAAAAAGGUGUGGUGGCCACUGCAAACCCUCCUGAGCCAUUCCUAGGUUUCCCGGGGCAUCCUCGCCCCGCAGGGGAUGUGGUCUUUGAUGAGCUCCCCCUAAGCAUGCGCUUCGAUGCUUGGGAGAAAAGGGAGCCCUGGCAUCUUCCACAAUUCCAUCAUACCAAGGGCUUGCCUCAUCUUCCCAGGUCAACCUCCAUCUGGUGACAAAACACAAGUUCACGCCUUAGACCCUGGCGCAAUUAAAACAGAGUUGGGGUU
Messenger RNA from Cuscuta campestris, 1457 nucleotides. Lineage: Eukaryota; Viridiplantae; Streptophyta; Magnoliopsida; Solanales; Convolvulaceae. The record is from the annotation of a GenBank genome assembly.